This is a messenger RNA of Eutrema salsugineum, 672 nucleotides long. Its product is annotated as glutathione S-transferase U1. Gene Ontology annotation, cellular component: cytoplasm. Gene Ontology annotation, biological process: glutathione metabolic process. Bases 1 to 672 code for a protein of 223 amino acids. Gene Ontology annotation, molecular function: glutathione transferase activity. The transcript has 2 exons. The record is from RefSeq and is a predicted model, not a curated record. NCBI's taxonomy places the organism in Eukaryota, Viridiplantae, Streptophyta, Magnoliopsida, Brassicales, Brassicaceae.
AUGGCGGAGAAUGAAGGAGUAGUGAAGCUUCUAGGGUUUUGGGCAAGUCCUUUUAGUCGUCGGGUGGAGAUGGCUCUCAAACUCAAAGGCGUACCAUACGAAUACUUGGAGGAAGACUUGCCCAACAACAAGAGCCCUUUGCUUCUUGAGUUAAACCCGGUUCACAAGAAGGUUCCGGUUCUUGUCCACAAUGGCAAAAUAUUGCCCGAGUCACAUCUAAUCCUCGAAUACAUCGAUAAGACAUGGCAGAGUAAUCCAAUUCUUCCUCAAGAUCCUUACCAGAAAUCCAUGGCUCGAUUCUGGGCCAAGUUCGUUGAUGAGCAGGUCAUAACACUAGGAUUCAGGUCUCUGGUAAAAGCAGAGAAAGGAAGAGAGGUUGCUAUUGAAGAGGCUCGAGAAAUUAUUAUGUUUCUUGAGAAGGAAGUCACUGGAAAAGAUUUCUUUGGUGGCAAGACAAUUGGAUUCGUGGACAUGGUCGCAGGAAGUAUAAUCCCGUUUUGUUUGGCUCGGCUUUGGGAAGGUAUGGGGAUUGAUAUGAUUCCAGAGGAGAAGUUUCCAGAGUUAAACAGAUGGAUCAAAAGAUUGAGUGAAAUUGAGACCGUGAGGGAAUGUAUUCCUCACAGAGAGAAACAUAUUCAGCACAUGAUGAAAGUUGCAGAGCGAUACAAAUAA